Molecule: messenger RNA, 1085 nt
Organism: Penaeus vannamei (Pacific white shrimp)
Lineage: Eukaryota; Metazoa; Arthropoda; Malacostraca; Decapoda; Penaeidae
Source: RefSeq, a predicted model, not a curated record
GUCAGACAGUGUUCGUUUGGACAGCGAGUGAGACAGACGUCCUGCGCGCGCGGAGAAGAAGGAGACAGACAGAGAGGAAGAGAGGGAGAGAGAGAAAGGAGGAGUUUUAAGCCCUAUUUUGACAUCAGCUGACAAGUUAGAGAAGACGCUGCUGGUGCAGGAUGAAGCCGGCGGUGUGGUACAUGAUGAUGAUCAUCGUGGGCUUCUUCUACGUGUACCUGACGGCCAUCCAGUACAUCCGCGGCCAGGAGCUGGACGAGCCCCCGAGUAACUACCUGCCGCAGUACGACCCACAGUACUUCGAUGAGAACCUCUUCAGCCCGACGACCAGCCUGGACUUCGAGUACCACGACUACACGAGCAUGACCUCCUUCCUGAGGGCCAUGAGCGCCACCUACCCCAACCUGACGGCGCUCUACUCCAUUGGCAAGAGUGUGCAAGGUAAGAGAUAUUUUUGGUUCUUGUGUUACUUGGCCAAGAGUUACCACACGGACGACUACGUGCGGUGGCUGCUGGACAACACCCGCAUCCACAUCCUGCCCUCCAUGAACCCCGAUGGCUUCGAGGUGGCGAGGGAGGGCACGUGUCAGGGCGGACAGGGAAGGUACAACCCCAUUCACUUCCCCUCCCUGCUGUCUCCCCAGGUACAAACCCCCAUUCACUCCCCCCAGGUACACCCCAUCACCCAGCGCUCUCCCCCAGGUACAACCCCUACCCCUCACCCAGCUCCCCCCAGGUACAACCCCAUCACCUCCCCCAGCUAUAACCCCAUUCACCCCUUCCCCAGGUACAACUCCCGCGGCUUCGACCUGAACCGCAACUUCCCGGACUACUUCAAGCAGAACAACAAGCGGUCGCAGCCAGAAGCAGAAGCGGUGAAGCAGUGGGUGUCCAAGAUCCAGUUCGUGCUCUCGGCCAACCUGCACGGCGGCGCCCUCGUGGCCUCGUACCCCUUCGACAACUCGCCCAACACCAAUAUUCAGGAGUCUAUAGCAGAUAGCAAAGGAUGUCUCUUGAGUGGAGGAGAAAUCUGUAGUUUGUGUGAGAUUUCUGCCGUGUGCUCAUGUUGCGGACAGGCAGCCUAA